Messenger RNA from Alosa alosa (allis shad), 1450 nucleotides. RefSeq lists its product as uncharacterized. NCBI's taxonomy places the organism in Eukaryota, Metazoa, Chordata, Actinopteri, Clupeiformes, Clupeidae. The coding region runs from base 154 to 855 and encodes 233 amino acids. Gene Ontology annotation, cellular component: membrane. The transcript has 8 exons. The record is from RefSeq and is a predicted model, not a curated record.
CAGAGGACAGGGACAGUCACAUGUAACGAAAGCGAGCAGAAUUAAGGGAAGUGGUGACUGGUAAAUUUAGAUACGACACUAAAUUUGAUCGGAAAACGGUAGACUAGGCAUUUCAAACAAGUCUUAUACACCCGAAACACCAAUUAUUCAGCCAUGGGAGUGGACGGUUGUGGACAAAUGUGCAAAUGCAUUCUCAUCCUUUUCAAUGCCAUAUUUGCGAUUGUGGGAUUUGCAAUGGUUGGUUUGGGCCUUGGACUUCGACUUAGCUCAGAGACACGUGGGCUCUUCGACAUUGAAUUGAAAACACAAGAGUUUGUCAUAUUUGUGGUGGUGUUGAUCGUGCUGGGUUCGCUGAUGCUGAUCAUAUCCAUUUUUGGGUUUCAUGGAGCUUGCAACGAGAACCUGUCGUCCUUAAGAAUUUUUGCCAUAUUGUUGGCCAUCAUGGCAGGUUUGGAGAUUGGCACUGGAGUGCUGGUGUUCAUGCGCAGCAAAGAGGUAUCUGAGCAUAUUAUCAACCUGUAUGCCUCCGUUUACGCACAGUUCGCCAACACUCAUGAUCCAAGCCUUGCUACCACCCUACGCAUUAUCCAUGAAAUGUUCGAUUGCUGUGGGGUUGGAGGGCUACUGGAGCCGCUUGUACGAGAGACCUGUCCUAAAAAGGGUUUCUUGGGGACCUUGACUACUUCCGCCUGCCCCACUGUGAUCUUAAACCUUUUCCAAGACAAAGCUCCACUCAUCAUGGGCUUCUUCCUCACCACUGCAGCCCUCAUGGUCAUAGGCCUGACCUGCUACAGCCUCCUGGUCAAAGCCAUCAAGCAGAAUCGACAGGCGUACAGCGCGCCCCAUAUAUUCUGAGAUGAUGAGAAUCCCCAAUUACUGGAGGUCCUCUCAUAUCUCAAUAUGUUCUCUCACCAUUUGGACACAAUCGAAGAUUGCCAUAGCCACCUUUAUUAGGGUGGAGGAUGCUCUUACUGUAAAUGGUCCGUAUCCCUGUUCAUUUUUUACCAUUACAUUUCUAGUUGCCUCUGGGAAGAGGGACCAUUUUAUUUUUUUGUAAGGAUGUGAUUUCUGAGUUAAUCUAUAGCUGAGUUGAGGCAUUUCUGUGUAUUAUUUAGUCUUAUAUAUAUAUAAUCUUCGUCAAAAUGUCUUAAAUGAUACAUAUUUUAUGUUUGUGUUCUAAGGCACAUUUUUUUUUUAAUACUUUUAUACUUGUUGAAGUUAAUUUGCUUUAAUGCUACAAAAAUGCUCUCGUCCGCAUUGUGACGAGAGAAAACUGGCUGGUUCUGUGCUUAGAUACUGUAAAGGGAAACUAAAGGGAACUAAUUUCAUUUCACAUUGUCUUGUAUCACUACUAUACCAUCUUGGUAAAUUCAGCAUAGUAUGGUACUUUCCGAAACCCAUGUGUUGUGUGAAACUGAGCACUGUUAAAUAAAAUUAAUAGUUCUGUGUG